AGCAAUAUCAGAUCUCUCCUGACAACCCAUUUACUUUCAAGUUCUGUAAGUAGUAUAUCAUCACUAGCUAGCUUGUAAAACCAAGCACCAAAACUAAUCAUAGAAAUCAUGGCCUUCAAAUCCAAUAUGUUCUUUGCUCUCAGUGUUGCCCUCACAACGCUCCUCCUUGGUGCUCAUGCUGCUGAUCCAGAUAUAACCUCUGAUUACUUGGUUCCCACCGGUGUGAAUCCAGAUGCCAAAUUCUUCACUUUCACUGGACUAAGAAACAUAUUAUGGAGUAGAAAUACACCAUCAAACGUGACAUUUAAAGUUACAAAAGUAACCAACGAUGAGUUCCCAGCACUCAAUGGCCAGAGUGUCUCUUAUGCUCUGUUACAAUACGGCCCGGGUGGACUUAAUGUUCCACAUACUCAUCCUCGUUCAGCUGAGCUCUUGAUAGUAUUACAAGGGUGCCUCAAAGUUGGCGUAGUGGAUUCAACCAACAAGCUCUUCACUCAGAUCCUUCAAACUGGUGAUAUCUUUGUUUUCCCAAAGGGAUUGGUGCACUUUCAGGUCAACUUGGACCGCAAGUACCCUGCUUUGGCCUUGGCAUCUUUUGGCAGUGCAAAUGCCGGCACUAUCCAACUGGCAAGAGCCUUGUUCACCAGCGGCAUUGACAAUGCUGUGCUUGCACAGUCAUUCAAGGUUGAUUCAAACACUAUCCAAAAGAUUGUCUCUGCUAACACUGCUUGAUGGAAGCAUGGGAUGGAACUGCUGGUGGUGGUGGUGAUGGUGGAGAUUCAUUUGUUUGCAAUUUGCAUGGUGUGCUUGUUAAUUAGUGGGGUGUUCUCUGUUUGUUUCCUUGAAUGAUGUAGCGAAUUGUUUUACAAUACACGGUAUAGUACUACU
Molecule: messenger RNA, 888 nt
Organism: Dioscorea cayenensis subsp. rotundata (Guinea yam)
Lineage: Eukaryota; Viridiplantae; Streptophyta; Magnoliopsida; Dioscoreales; Dioscoreaceae
Product: germin-like protein 9-3
Exons: 1
Coding region: 109-732 (207 amino acids)
Cellular component (GO): cell wall
Molecular function (GO): manganese ion binding
Source: RefSeq, a predicted model, not a curated record